AGUGUCUCGUUUGCAGUCGACAGAAUAGAAGGAAGUGUCUUGGUCUGUACGCGUGCGGCCGGGACCUGGGUCUAUUGUCUGUGUUUGACUCCAUAGUUUGGUCCGAGGCCUUCGGAGCUUCCCCGGGGCAGUCGGCAGCGGCCGCCGCGACCGCCCCCGCCCCUCCCUUGCGUCCCCGGGACCGGGAGGGACCAAGCCCGCGUCACGCCCCUCAGCGCUCGCCGCUCCCUUCUCUGUCGGUCGUUGCGUCGGCAUCGCGUCCCCGGAAUCAGACGGUGCCCCAUAGAUGGCCAGCUUUCCCCCGAGGGUCAACGAGAAAGAGAUCGUGAGAUCACGCACUAUAGGUGAACUUUUAGCUCUAGCAGCUCCUUUUGACAAGAAAUGUGGUCGUGAGAAUUGGACUGUUGCUUUUGCUCCAGAUGGUUCGUACUUCGCGUGGUCCCAAGGACAUUGUACAGUAAAGCUUGUUCCGUGGUCCCAGUGCCUUAAGAACUUUCUCUUGCAUGGCACCAAGAAUAUCACUAAUUCAAGCAGUUUGAGAUUGUCAAGACAAAAUAGUGAUGGUGCUCAGAAAAAUAAGCCCCGUGAACAUAUUAUAGACUGUGGUGAUAUAGUGUGGAGUCUUGCUUUUGGAUCUUCAGUUCCAGAAAAACAGAGUCGCUGUGUAAAUAUAGAAUGGCAUCGAUUCAAAUUUGGACAAGAUCAGCUACUUCUUGCCACAGGGUUAAACAACGGGCGUAUCAAAAUAUGGGAUGUAUAUACAGGAAAACUCCUCCUUAAUUUGGUAGAUCAUACUGAAGUGGUCAGAGAUUUAACUUUUGCUCCAGAUGGGAGCUUGAUCCUGGUGUCAGCUUCAAGAGACAAAACUCUGAGAGUGUGGGACCUGAAAGAUGAUGGAAACAUGAUGAAAGUAUUGAGGGGCCAUCAGAACUGGGUGUACAGCUGUGCAUUCUCUCCUGACUCUUCCAUGCUCUGCUCAGUGGGAGCCAGUAAAGCAGUUUUCCUUUGGAAUAUGGAUAAAUAUACCAUGAUACGGAAACUAGAAGGACAUCACCACGAUGUUGUAGCUUGUGACUUUUCUCCUGAUGGAGCAUUACUGGCUACUGCAUCUUAUGAUACUCGAGUAUAUAUCUGGGAUCCACAUACAGGAGACAUUCUGAUGGAAUUUGGGCACAUGUUUCCCCCACCUACUCCAAUAUUUGCUGGAGGAGCAAAUGACAGAUGGGUACGGUCUGUAUCUUUUAGUCACGAUGGACUGCAUAUUGCAAGCCUCGCUGAUGAUAAAAUGGUGAGGUUCUGGAGAAUUGAUGAGGAUUAUCCAGUACAAAUUGCACCUUUGAGCAAUGGUCUUUGCUGUGCCUUUUCUACUGAUGGCAGUGUUUUAGCUGCUGGGACACAUGAUGGAAGUGUGUAUUUUUGGGCCACUCCAAGGCAGAUCCCUAGCCUUCAGCAUUUAUGUCGUAUGUCAAUCCGGAGAGUGAUGCCCACCCAACAAGUCCAGGAGCUGCCGAUUCCUUCCAAAGUGUUGGAGUUUCUCUCCUAUCGUAUUUAGAGGACUCUGCCUUCCCUACUAGUAGGGACUGACAGAGCACACUUUACACAAACCUCAAGCUUUACUGACUUCAAGUAUCUGUUUUUCAAGGUUUAGAAGAUUUAUUUAAUUUGAUAUGUUCUUGUACUGUGUGUUGAUCAGUUUUUAAAAUAUUAUUUAUAGACUAUAGGAGAAAUAUCUCUGAACAUAGAAAAUGCAGUUUUUUCCUAAAACUUAACUGUGAAACAUACAUACAUGUACAUAUUUAGAUAUAAGCUGCUAUGUGUUGAACGGACUCUUCUGCUUUUCUGAUCUUUAGUUUUGACAUGUAUAUAUUGCUUUAGUAGAGCCACAUUAUGUAUCUUUGCUGUAAAGUGGAAGGAAAUUUUUUUUUAUUCUAGGAUACUGUGUUUAGAUGGUAAAUAUUGACUUAAGAAAGCUGAAUUGCCUCAUAUAAAAUGUGUAUCUGGUGGGGGGAAUCAGAAAACUGACUUGUAAGUAACACAAAGUUUUUGUAUAGGGAAUGGAUUUUGUUUUCCUUACAAUGGCAUCUGAGAGGGUGAGUUUGAAUGUGACAUCAUUCAGUUAAAAACAGCCAGGAUAUAACUAGAAAAAGUGUGUCUCCUCCCCCUGCCCCCAAACUACUGCUGCAGACCUUUAUUCUGGAAAGCAGCUUGUUACUUUAACCCCUGUGGUAUAAAGUAUUAUGAACUGCAGUCAGUUUGAAAAUCCAUCUACUGUAUUAUUUUCCUGCUAAGUAUCUUGUUGUUUGUAUUAAGGGACAGUUAUUUUAAGACCAUGGUUUUGUGUUUUGUUUGUUUUUACACGUAUCCUAUGUUUCUGCAGGGGAUAAUACUGGUGACUUACCAAAGAAGCAAUACAGUAUACCUGCUUUUGCCUUCUGUUAUUUAUCUUACCUGCAGAUAUUAAGAAAUGUAUGUAUUAUGUAAAAUGCUUGAUUAUAUAUUUUUGUUUUUUUUUAAUUAAAGACAUAAAAAAAUCACUGUCUUCUGCAAAUGUUUCUUAAAUAUGUUGGAAGGUUUAAUGCUUCUUGUCUGUCUC
Pteronotus mesoamericanus is the source of this 2593-nucleotide messenger RNA. RefSeq names its product WD repeat and SOCS box containing 1 (gene WSB1). Gene Ontology annotation, molecular function: protein binding. Lineage: Eukaryota; Metazoa; Chordata; Mammalia; Chiroptera; Mormoopidae. Gene Ontology annotation, biological process: protein polyubiquitination; intracellular signal transduction. The record is from RefSeq and is a predicted model, not a curated record. The transcript is spliced from 9 exons. Bases 287 to 1552 code for a protein of 421 amino acids.